This is a messenger RNA of Colletotrichum abscissum, 1899 nucleotides long. RefSeq lists its product as uncharacterized. Gene Ontology annotation, biological process: protein phosphorylation. The transcript has 4 exons. Gene Ontology annotation, cellular component: cytoplasm. Gene Ontology annotation, molecular function: protein serine/threonine kinase activity; ATP binding. The coding region runs from base 1 to 1899 and encodes 632 amino acids. Lineage: Eukaryota; Fungi; Ascomycota; Sordariomycetes; Glomerellales; Glomerellaceae. The record is from RefSeq and is a predicted model, not a curated record.
AUGACGUCCAAAUCGGCCGCGAUGGCCGACGAGGGUGUCGCCGAACACUAUCAAGUUCUGGAGGAGCUCGGUCGUGGAAGUUUCGGUGUCGUUUACAAAGCCAUUGAAAAGGCCACUGGCGAGACGGUCGCCAUCAAACAUAUCGACCUCGAGUCAAGCGAAGAUGACAUUCAAGAGAUCCAAGGCGAGAUCGCUGUGCUGAGUACAUGCGCGAGUUCCUUCGUCACGCAAUACAAAGGCAGUUUCCUGCGCGGCCACAAGCUCUGGAUCGUCAUGGAAUAUCUUGGUGGUGGUUCAUGUCUCGACUUGCUCAAACCCGCCAAUUUUGCCGAGGUCCACAUCGCCAUCAUCUGUCGAGAGCUUCUUCGUGGCCUCGAAUACCUCCACGCCGAGGGCAAAAUCCACAGAGAUAUCAAGGCUGCCAAUGUUCUCUUGUCCGAGGCAGGAAAAGUCAAGCUGGCCGAUUUCGGCGUCGCCGCUCAAUUGACCAAUAUCAAGUCCCAGCGGAACACCUUCGUCGGCACUCCUUUUUGGAUGGCCCCCGAAGUCAUCCAACAGGAUGGCUAUGGUUUCAAGGCAGACAUCUGGUCUCUCGGAAUCACUGCCAUGGAGAUGGCCAACGGCGAACCUCCCCUGGCGCACAUUCAUCCGAUGAAAGUUUUGUUCCACAUCCCAAAGAACUCUCCUCCACGACUGGAGAACAACUUCAGCAAGGACUUUAGGGAUUUUGUUGCACAGUGCUUGGUCAAGGACUCCGAUCGCAGGCCUUCGGCUAAAGAUCUCCUCCGUCACCGAUUCAUUAGAUCGGCGGGCAAAGUUGAGGCUCUUCAGGAGCUGAUUGCGCGCAAGCAGAUGUGGGAUGCGAACCAGAACCGGAGGUCCCAUCCCACCUUUUACCAAGAGACCCUGCAUACCAUGUCUUCCAGGGACGACACGGACGAAUGGGUGUUUGACACGGUCAAGUCAGUGGCGCCAAAGCGGCCGAAUGGUCAUGCACGGAAGCCUUCCUACUUUGCGGCAGAGGAGGCCAUGCGCCGGCUCGACCCCAAGGACGCGCCGCUCGGCCCUUCGUCACCCGCCCCCGGGACAGUUCGCCGGUCGACUGUGCGUCGCCAGCCCUCGAGCCGCCAGAGUUCCGGCAUACAGAUCCAAACAAACGGCUCGCCUCGCUCGACCGUCGCUCGACGGCCUUUACAACCAGACAUGUCGUACGGUAACUCUGGGUCCUCCGUGCGGCUCUUCCGCCGGGUCCCCUCGGAUGGCUCCGUCACCGCAUGGGAGGACACUUCGCCUGAGGGUACUAUGGGCAAUGAGAACAAAGCACCGAUGCGGGCAGCCGCGAUUGAUACCAAUAGCAAAGAGGCGCUGCUUGGGCGGCGACUCUUUAACAGGGUCCUGGACCCUACCCUCGCCGAGCUCCACGCGCAGACGUCAGGCAUGCAGAGGCGGGAGGCGCUUGCGAAGCUCACCGAUGCCUUCGCGCUUUUGGACUCUGUUGAUCCCGAGGGUGCCUACCACCUCAUGCAGAACAUGAUGACAGCUGUCUCCCAGGAUCCCAAGCUGAACCAGGCCUUGAUGCCCCAGCAAUCGGUCAAGAUUCCGUCGGAUGGCACUCCUCAAGGAACGGUUAUCAUCAGGAGCGCCGCUCCCACGCCAUCAAGCAGCCCGACCAAGCUGAUGAUGGCAGCAAACAACCCGCACCUCAAGAGCCAUAGGAGGCGAAAUGGGUCGAUUGCGACACCCGAAUCUGCCGAGAAGGAACGUAGCGAGAAGACGGCCGUGGAAGCCAAGUAUCCCGGUCGCCCUCCCCGGCCCGGUAUGGAGCACUGCAAGCAGCUAUCGGACGUGCUUUACGGCCGGUGGACGGAGGGCUUGAGAAUCAGAUGGCCAGCGGUCUAG